This is a messenger RNA of Staurois parvus, 345 nucleotides long. NCBI's taxonomy places the organism in Eukaryota, Metazoa, Chordata, Amphibia, Anura, Ranidae. The record is from the annotation of a GenBank genome assembly.
CUGUGGUGCACUGUGUCCCUCAGACACAGCAGAUCACCGAUCAACGGAAAGAGCCGAAGAUGUCGGCUCAGUCAUGUGAUCAGCUGUGUCCAAUCACAGCUGAUUGCAUCAGUGCCACCUGUCAGUGUCCAUCAGUGCAAGCUUUCAGUGAUCAUCCAUGCCACCUGCCAGUGCCCAUCAGUGCCACAUAGUGCCUACCAGGGCAUAUCAAUGCCACAUAUCAGUGCCCAUCUGAGCUGCCUUUCAGUGUCACUCAUCAGUGCCAGUCAGUGCCACCUAUCAAUGCCAGUCAGUGCCACCUAUAAGUGCUGCCAAUCAGUGCCGCCUAUCGGUGCCGCCUAUCAG